Molecule: messenger RNA, 2067 nt
Organism: Kwoniella botswanensis
Lineage: Eukaryota; Fungi; Basidiomycota; Tremellomycetes; Tremellales; Cryptococcaceae
Product: transketolase
Exons: 10
Coding region: 1-2067 (688 amino acids)
Biological process (GO): pentose-phosphate shunt
Cellular component (GO): nucleus; cytosol
Molecular function (GO): transketolase activity
Source: RefSeq, a predicted model, not a curated record
AUGUCUGGAUUCACUCAAAACGACCAAGUUGCUAUCAACACCAUCCGAGCCCUCGCUGCUGAUGUAGUUGGCAAGGCCAACUCCGGUCACCCUGGUGCUCCUAUGGGUAUGGCUCCUGUUGCCCACGUUCUUUUCAGUCGAUUCAUGAGAUUCAACUCCAAGAACCCCAAGUGGAUUAACAGAGAUCGAUUCGUUCUCUCCAACGGACACGCUUGUGCCCUCCAGUAUAUUCUCCUCCACCUUGCUGGAUACAAGGUAUCUAUGGACGACCUCAAAUCGUUCAGACAAAUCGACUCUAUCACCCCUGGUCACCCUGAAGUAGGUGUCACUGAUGGUAUCGAAGUCACCACUGGUCCUCUUGGUCAAGGUAUCUCCAACGCCGUUGGUCUCGCCAUCGCCCAAGCCCACAUGGGUGCCGUCUUCAACAAAGACAACUUCUCCCUCAUUGACAACUACACCUACGUGUUCACCGGUGAUGGAUGUCUCCAGGAAGGUGUCGCCUCAGAAGCUUGUUCCCUUGCUGGUCACUUGAAAUUGGGUAACUUGAUUGCCAUCUACGAUGACAACAAGAUCACCAUUGAUGGUGACACCGCUGUGUCUUUCACUGAGGAUGUUGAGGCUAGGUUCAAAUCUUACGGAUGGGAAGUUCUCCACGUAGAAAAGGGUGACGACGAUGUUGCCGCUAUCGAAGCUGCUCUCAAGGAAGCUCAAAAGACCAAAGACCAACCCACCAUCAUCAACCUCAAGACCACCAUCGGUUUCGGUUCCCUCAAACAAGGUGGCCACGAUGUCCACGGUGCUCCCCUCAAGAAGGAUGAUAUCACUCAACUCAAGAAGAAGUUCGGCUUCAACCCUGAGGAAACCUUCGCUGUCCCUCAAGAAACUUACGACAUCUACAAUGCCGCUGCUGAGAAGGGUGCCAAGGCUGAGGCUGACUGGAACGCUCUCUUCAAGCAAUACUCCGAGAAGUACCCCAAGGAAGCUUCAGAACUCACUCGACGAGUUGAAGGUCGACUUCCCGAAGGUUGGGAGAAAGCUCUCCCCACCUACACCACCUCUGACGCCGCUGUCGGUUCUCGAAAACUUUCCGAGACCACCAUCAGCAAGCUCGCUGAGGUCCUUCCUGAACUCGUUGGUGGUUCAGCUGAUUUGACCGGUUCCAACUUGACCCGAUGGAAGAACGCCGAGGAUUUCCAACACCCUUCCACUGGUCUCGGUUCAUACGCCGGUCGAUACUUCCGAUUCGGUGUUCGAGAACACGGUAUGGCCGCCAUCUGUAACGGUAUCGCCGCUUACGGUGGUCUUAUCCCUUUCGGAGCUACUUUCCUCAACUUCGUUUCUUACGCCGCCGGUGCUGUCAGACUUUCCGCUCUUUCUCACCUCCGAGUGCUCCAAGUUGCCACUCACGAUUCCAUCGGUCUCGGUGAAGAUGGACCAACCCACCAACCUGUCGAGACUGCUGCUUGGUUGCGAGCUGUUCCCAACCUUGCUUUCUGGAGACCAGCUGACGGUAACGAAACCUCGGCUUCCUACCUCGUUUCUAUCCUUUCUCAACACACUCCUUCCGUCCUUGCCUUCUCCAGACAAAACUUGCCUCAACUUGCCAACUCCUCCAUCGAGAAGGCCGCCAAGGGUGGUUACGUCUUGGAGGAAGUUGAGAAUGCCGAUGUCACCUUGGUUUCCACCGGUUCAGAAGUCCCAUUAUGUCUUGAAGCUGUAGGACAAUUGAAAUCAAAGGGUAUCAAAGCUCGAUUGGUCUCUUUACCAUGUUUCGAAGUUUUCGAGACUCAAUCUAGGGAAUACAAGUUGUCCGUCUUACCUUCAGGUGCCCCUAUCCUCUCUGUAGAGGCUUACUCCACCUUCGGUUGGGGUCAAUACUCUCACGACCACUUCGGUCUCAAAGCUUGGGGUGCUUCAGGUCCAUACGACCAAGUUUACAAGAAGUUCGACUUGACCCCAGAAGGUAUUGCCAAGAGAGCCGAAAAAGUCGUCGCCUUCUACAAGAAGCGUGGUCAACCCGUGUUCUCACCUUUGAUCUCUGCUUUGGACGAUAUCUCUGAUGAGUAG